GUCAUCUUUAGCACUUGAUCCUAUUCAGAGACGCAAAGUAUUAAAGACACCACUCGCAAUUCUUCAGCUUGUACUUCAGUGUAGCAAAAGCAAAAGAAAAUCCAACUAUGUCCAGCACAACACCCAAAACCUUCCACAAGGACGGCUACCUCAUAAUACCCAACGCCCUGCCACCAACGACCGUCCAAGCCCUCCUCUCCGAAGCCCACAUGAUGCUCGAAAACUUCUCCCUAGCCGACCACCCGAUGACGAAAUUCAGCACAGGCGAGAAGUCCGCCCACGUCGGCGACGACUACUUCCUGACCUCAGGCGAUAAGAUCCGCUUCUUCUUCGAAGAGGAUGCCUUUUCAUCGACCGGCGAACUGAUUAAACCCAAAUCCCGCGCCAUCAAUAAAAUCGGCCACUACCUGCACUCCCUAUCCCCACCCUUCGCGUCUCUGCUCGACCCAGCGCUCAACCCGGACCUACUCGGCGCGGGCUCGACCGGUGGUUCCGUCGAGGCCGGGAGGAAAGAGUCGCACCCGGCAGCAGUGGCGCGGGCGCUGGGGUUCCGGGACCCGAGGGUGCUGCAGAGCAUGGUGAUUUGCAAGCAGCCCGAGAUAGGAGGCGCGGUGCCACCGCACCAGGACAGCACCUUUUUAUACACGGACCCGCCGAGCGCGGUAGGGUUCUGGUACGCGCUUGAGGAUGCGACGAUCGAGAAUGGGUGUUUGAGUUUCUUGGCUGGGAGCCAUCGGUGGGCGCCGGUGAAGAGUCGGUUUGUGAGAGAUCAAAAUGGGUCGGGAACUACGUUUUUUGAUAAUGAGGGGGCUCGGUUUCCGUCGAAAGAGGGCUAUGGGGAGAGUCUGAAGGAUGGGGAUGAAGAGGGGGAGUACAAGAUGGGUGAAGUCAAGGCGGGCUCGUUGGUUCUGAUACAUGGCAAUUUACUGCACAAGAGCGAGAAGAACUUAAGUCAGAAAGGAAGGAUCAUAUAUACUUUCCACGUGAUAGAGGGCGAGGGAAAGGUAUACGAUAAGAGGAACUGGCUACAACCGCCUUCGGAAGGGUUCACGAAGCUAUAUAGGGGUUGAUAGAGGAUUGGGCUGCGAGCUCUGACUGUAUACGACUUCAAAUUUGCAUCAGACAAGAUGGCGUCCUCUCGGGAUAGUAUAAGAUGCGAGCAUACAAGUUCGCAACAGAGAGAAACCGACAAGUUGUCAAGGAUGAAAGUAAUGUUAAUCUCAAUCUGUGGGAAGUUGUGGCCUCAGGUGUGGAUGGGUACGAGGCAGGCAGGCACGCACGCGUUGUAGUGUUUAGGGAUCCAUCAGGACCAACUUGGGAUUGGUCCCUCACGCACCUUCAUAGUACCAAUAUAGCCCCUAAUACCUGGAUUCCGACACAAUCU
Molecule: messenger RNA, 1384 nt
Organism: Pseudomassariella vexata
Lineage: Eukaryota; Fungi; Ascomycota; Sordariomycetes; Amphisphaeriales; Pseudomassariaceae
Exons: 2
Coding region: 108-1070 (320 amino acids)
Source: RefSeq, a predicted model, not a curated record